AUGCCAGUUUUAGAUGGGAAGGAAAUUGAAAUCUUCUUUAGUGAAGAAGACUUACCAUAUGAAGAAGAAAUUUUAAGAAACCCCUUCUCGGUAAAACAUUGGCUUAGAUAUAUAGAGCAUAAAAAAGGAGCCCCUAAACAUGAAAUAAAUCUUAUUUAUGAACGAGCUCUCAAAGAAUUACCUGGUUCUUUUAAACUUUGGUAUAAUUAUCUUAAGCUUAGGAGAUCUCAAAUACGAGGAAAAUGUAUUAUAGAUCCAUCAUAUGAAGAUGUAAAUAAUUGUUUUGAAAGAUCUUUAGUUUUUAUGCAUAAAAUGCCAAGAAUUUGGAUGGAUUAUUGCACUUUCUUAACAGAUCAAUACAAAAUAACUGCCACUAGAAAAGUUUUUGAUAGUGCUCUACGAGCUUUACCUAUAACUCAGCAUCAUAGGAUCUGGCCACUAUACUUAAAAUUUUUAAAGAAACAUGACAUUCCAGAGACUGCUGUACGUGUCUUUAGAAGAUACCUUAAGCUUUGUCCAGAAGACACAGAAGAAUAUAUAGAUUACUUAAUAUCUAUAGAUAAACUAGAUGAAGCUGCAGUAAAGUUAGCUCAAAUUGUAAACAAUGAAAACUUCCAGUCUAAGCAUGGGAAAUCUAAUCAUCAGCUUUGGAAUGAACUGUGUGAACUUAUAUCUAAAAAUCCUGAUAAAAUUCAUACGUUAAAUGUUGAUGCUAUUAUUAGAGGAGGGUUGAGACGUUACACUGAUCAGUUGGGUCAUUUGUGGAAUUCUUUAGCUGACUAUUAUGUUAGGAGUGGACUUUUUGAAAGAGCUAGAGAUAUUUAUGAAGAAGCUAUACAAACUGUAACAACUGUGCGUGACUUUACUCAAGUAUUUGAUGCCUAUGCUCAAUUUGAAGAGCUUAGUCUAAGUAAAAAAAUGGAAGAGAUUGCAAAGAAGUCCAGCCCUAGUGAAGAUGAAGAUAUUGAUUUAGAGUUAAGACUUGCAAGAUUUGAGUAUCUAAUGGAGAGGAGAUUGCUUUUACUUAACUCCGUUUUAUUAAGACAAAAUCCACAUAAUGUUGCCGAAUGGCACAAGAGAGUGAAGUUAUAUGAGAAAAAACCUCAUGAAAUAAUUGAUACAUACACAGAAGCAGUUCAAACUGUAGAUCCGAAAUUGGCAGUUGGCAAACUGCACACACUCUGGGUUGGUUUUGCAAAAUUUUAUGAAAGUAAUGAUCAAAUUGAAGAUGCACGAAUGAUUUUUGAAAAAUCAACUCAAGUUAACUAUGUGAAAGUCGAUGACUUGGCCUCAGUAUGGUGUGAAUGGGCUGAAAUGGAAAUAAGACAUGAGAACUAUGAGGAAGCGUUAAAAUUAAUGCAGAGAGCCACUGUACUGCCAAGCAGAAAGGUUGCAUAUCAUGAUGAAAAUGAAACUGUACAAAUGAGAUUAUAUAAAUCCUUAAAGGUGUGGUCAAUGUAUGCUGAUUUAGAAGAAAGUUUUGGUACUUACAAAUCAUGUAAAGCUGUUUAUGACCACAUAAUUGACUUGAAAAUAGCUACGCCACAAAUAAUUAUAAACUAUGGUCUCUUUCUAGAGGAGCAUAACUACUUUGAAGAAGCAUUUAGGGCCUAUGAAAAAGGCAUUGCGCUUUUUAAAUGGCCUAAUGUAUAUGACAUAUGGAAUACUUAUUUGACUAAAUUCCUGAAUAGGUAUGGGGGUACCAAACUAGAAAGAGAGAGAGAUUUAUUUGAACAAUGUUUAGAACACUGCCCACCUAAAUUUGCAAAGUCAAUAUUUUUAUUGUAUGCUAAGUUAGAAGAGGAGCAUGGCUUAGCACGACAUGCAAUGUCAGUAUAUGAGCGUGCCACAACUGCAGUACUUCCUGGGGAAAUGUUUGAAAUGUUCAACAUCUAUAUUAAGAAAGCUGCUGAAAUUUAUGGAGUUCCAAAGACGCGACAAAUAUACGAAAAAGCGAUCGAGUCUUUGUCAGAAGACCAUUCGAGAGAAAUGUGCGUUCGUUUUGCAGAAAUGGAGACACGACUUGGCGAAAUUGACAGAGCGAGGGCAAUAUAUGCUCAUUGUAGCCAAAUGUGUGAUCCAAGAAUUACAGCUGACUUUUGGAAUACAUGGAAAGAGUUUGAAGUAAGACACGGAAAUGAAGAUACUAUGCGUGAAAUGCUUAGAAUAAAGAGAAGUGUUCAAGCAACAUAUAAUACACAGGUCAACAUGAUGUCUGCUCAAAUGUUAAGUUCUGCUGCUCAAGCUGCUGGUACCAUAUCCGACUUGGCACCAGGAAUGAAGGAUGGCAUGCGGAUGUUAGAAGCUAAAGCAGCAGAAAUGGCUGUUCAAAAUAAAGGCAAUAUUAUGUUUGUUAGAGGAGAAACCCAAGGUCUUAAGGAUAGUUCUGAUAAGGUUGUAAAUCCCGAUGAAAUUGAUAUUGACGAAGAUGAAGACUCUGAUAACAAAGAGGAGGAUGAAGAUGACAAUGAAAUAGCCCCUGUUGAAAAGAAAGAAAUACCAGCUGCAGUAUUUGGAAGUCUCAUGGCUGAAUAA
Molecule: messenger RNA, 2535 nt
Organism: Leptosia nina
Lineage: Eukaryota; Metazoa; Arthropoda; Insecta; Lepidoptera; Pieridae
Source: the annotation of a GenBank genome assembly